CACACACCCUGCUCCGCUCUCUUCCACUCAUCACUCCAAGAAUUGGCAUCCGAACAGAAAAUUUCCCAUCUUUAUUAAGUCUAUUGAAAGUAUUUGUAUUUCGUACCCUCAAAAUUCCAUAUCUUUUCACAGAUAUUCUUUCUUACAUUUUUAAUUUGUACCAAAAAGCCGACAAUGAAAUUGCAAUGAUAAUGGGAAUGGCGAAAAGCAAGAAAAGCUCAACCCAGUUUUUCACUUUCCUCUCCGUAUGAACAAAACUUGGCAGUUUCGCUUCUUUUAUCUCUAAUCUUCCGGCGAAUGGCUGCCAGUUUUUGAUGGCUCCAUCAGAUAAUAUUAGGCUUCAGGUUGUCGUAAUCUCAAAUUCUCAAUAUAUUCUGAGGUCAAGUUUUUUUUCCCUUCUUUUUUCUGUUCUUUUAUCUUUCUCGGUUCCCUUAUUUUUUUACUCUUUGCUUGAUUGACCUACGUUGAUUUGAUCUUUUGUUCACAUGUCCGGAUCAAAUGGGGUCUUGAAUUUGACUGAGAUGACAUGCUUUGAUCUUCUGGGCAUCUGUCAAAUUUUAUAUAUUCCUUUCUUCUGGGAUUUUCUCUUUCUCUCUCCUCCAAGAAAAUUACGCUCGCCCUCCUCUCUCUCUCCCUCUCUCUUCCGAUUGCUCAGCUUCCUCUUCCCCCUGUCGGGUGGAUGUCUGUUUUGGGUUGAUUUUCUUUCCCUCUGGAUUGCUAAAAGUCAAGGAAAUUAAUACGGGAACUCGUUGUUCUUGAUUGCGGUCCAGCUUGAACACCGUGUGUCUGAUAAAAGUUAUGGGUAUGACCUUUCUGUGGCUUCUGGUCUCCUGAGAAUUGGAGCUCUCCUCAGACAUGAAGUUGGGUUUUUGUCUUGCUAUUUUAUGGUGAGCCAUUUCUGGUUCUGUUAAUCAUAGAAAACUCAGGAGGCGAAAGAGAAAAAAGUUCAAAAAUGAAGUUUAUGAAACUUGGAUCUCGACCAGACACUUUCUACACUGCUGAAGCUGUAAGGUCAGUUUCCUCAGAAGUCUCCAGUGAUCUCAUAGUUCAGGUUAAGGGCAGUAGGUAUUUGCUUCAUAAGUUUCCCCUGCUCUCCAAGUGUUUGCGCCUCCAGAGGCUGUGCUCUGAAAGCCCUGAUUCCCAGCAGCACCAAAUUGUCCAACUCCCCGAUUUCCCGGGUGGGAUCGAAAUGUUCGAACUAUGUGCAAAGUUCUGCUAUGGAAUCACAAUCACAGUCAGUGCCUACAACAUCGUGUCGGCCAGAUGUGCAGCUGAAUACCUUGAGAUGACAGAGGAUGUUGAGAAGGGGAACCUAAUAUACAAGCUUGAGGUCUUCCUGAAUUCUUGCAUACUGCAAGGGUGGAAGGACGCAAUUGUGACACUGCAGAGCACCAAAACUUUCUCUUCCUGGUCGGAGGAGCUUGGCAUCACUAGCCGGUGCAUUGAAGCUAUUGCUUCAAAAGUUCAAGCCCAUCCUUUGAAGGUUAAUCUGUCACACAGUUACUCGCGCAGGGGCAGGGACGAUGUAUCUUGUAAUGGAGCAGAGAGCCAGAGGCAUCUGCCUCUGAACAAGGGGUGGUGGGCUGAAGAUUUAGCCGAACUGGGUAUAGACCUUUACUGGAGAACCAUGAUAGCAAUUAAGUCUGGUGGGAAGAUACCCUCAAACCUCAUAGGGCAUGCACUGAGGACUUAUGCAUCUAGAUGGCUGCCCAACAUUUCAAAAGACUCAAAUGCAAAAGAACGAGCAGAGCCAGAGCGUGAUUCAGAUUAUGUUGGAGACGCAACUUCAAAGCACAGGCUGCUGCUGGAAUCAAUUAUAAGCUUACUCCCAUUGGAGAGAGGUGCUGUUUCUUGCAGUUUUCUGCUUAAAAUCUUGAAAGCAGCCAACAUACUUAAUGCCUCAUCUUCUUCAAAGAUGGAUUUGGCUAGGAGAAUUGGUAUUCAAUUAGAGGAAGCAAGAGUCAGUGAUUUAUUGAUAUCCCCCUUCUCUCAGGGAAAUGGUACAAUCUAUGAUGUAGACAUUGUCAUGACCAUAUUGGAGCAGUUCAUGGUACAGGGGCAGAGUCCCCCAACUAGUCCCCGAAGAACCAAGGAUGGCUUCGAAAGGAGGAGGAGGUCUCGCUCUGCAGAGAACAUCGAUUUCGAGUUGCAGGAGAGUAGGAGGACUUCUUCUGCAUCUCAUAGCUCAAAGCUUAAGGUGGCAAAACUUGUGGAUGGAUAUCUUAAAGAGAUAGCAAGGGAUGUGAAUUUGCCACUGUCAAAGUUCAUUGCACUUGCCGAGGCUAUACCGGACUUUGCAAGGCUUGAUCAUGAUGAUCUAUACAAGGCAAUUGAUAUUUACCUCAAGGCGCACCCGAAUCUUACCAAAAGUGAAAGGAAACAUUUGUGCCGAAUUUUAGACUGCAAGAAAUUAUCAAUGGAAGCCUGCAUGCAUGCUGCUCAAAAUGAAUUACUCCCUCUCAGGGUGGUGGUGCAAGUCCUCUUCUUCGAGCAGGCUCGAGCUGCCAUGACCGGAGGCCAGGUGACUGAGCUUCCUAGCAACAUCAAGGCCCUUCUCACUGCAAAUGGUGACCCGAGAAGACCUACAACAGCAUUAAGCAGCAAUACAACUGUUCCAACAGAGGACCAGUGGAGUGUCUCAGGUCUCAAAUCCCCGAGCACCAAGCUUUCAACUUUAAGGAUGAAACUCGCUGAAGAUGAUGAUUUGGAAGACAAUUACGCUGAUGGAAUCGGAAAGCAUUCCAAAGCUAAUGGUGUCCGAACUCUUCCCACUCGGCCAAAAAGGAUGUUCAGUAAGUUGUGGUCCAUCAACAGAAGUGCAAGCGAAAAGAAAUGACAGAAUUUUGUUCAUUUUCCUGCUGCUGCAGAUGGUUGAAACUAAUGGAGGGUAAUCACACACUACUCUUACCUGUUCUUUAUCCGCUGCUGCGAAGUUAUUGUAAUUUUAGGGAACCAAAAGAUCAUUAUGAAUUGUUGUUGUAGUCUACGUUAAUAAGAAACAAAGUCUUUCCGGAGACAGGAGAAGAAAAUUUCUCAAUUAGGACAUUCGGCUGUAAUUCUCUUAAAUUCCUAGGAAAAUGGCCUUUCUAGGCACUUAAUUUAUUUCUGGGAAAAAGACACAGAAAACGACAUCAUGAUUUUGGUGUUGGGCAAUUUCAAGCUAUUAUAAUCUAUGCCAGUCGUUUUUGUUUAAA
Diospyros lotus (date-plum) is the source of this 3194-nucleotide messenger RNA. Its product is annotated as BTB/POZ domain-containing protein At1g67900-like. The transcript has 4 exons. The coding region runs from base 953 to 2836 and encodes 627 amino acids. The record is from RefSeq and is a predicted model, not a curated record. NCBI's taxonomy places the organism in Eukaryota, Viridiplantae, Streptophyta, Magnoliopsida, Ericales, Ebenaceae.